This is a messenger RNA of Lactuca virosa, 282 nucleotides long. NCBI's taxonomy places the organism in Eukaryota, Viridiplantae, Streptophyta, Magnoliopsida, Asterales, Asteraceae. The record is from the annotation of a GenBank genome assembly.
AUGGAAACAAAAAUGAAUGCUGAUCCAUGGGCAAAUCCGAGGUUCCAACUAUGGAGUGUAAGCAGUGAACCACCGCAAAACACACCGUUAGUAGAGUACGGGAAAGCAAACGAUAAGAGAUUCACCAUUAGAGUUGUACAUGGCGGGUUUUUUACAGACUAUCCAGGUAAGUCGUAUCAAACGACAAAAGUUAACUUUAUUUCAUAUGUCAACAUCGAUUUGCUGAACAUGGAGAUGCUUGGUCGUUUUUUCGAAAAGCUUGGGGUAUACAACUAUGGGUAA